AUGCGUCCCUCCGUCGCUCCUUGGGGGAUCGCAGCGUUCACUCUUUGGGCUCUGGGUCUCUUCACGUCUCCGGCUCUGUGUGGUCCUACGGUCAAUGUCGCCCUCGAAGCAUCUUUCGCCGCAGGGCCAUACUUGGUGGAACUACUGGAGACAGCGGCUCUCGAGAACUCGUCGGCUUAUUACCCUCUCCUCGAUCGCAUUGCAGAUGGCGCCUUUUCGGAUUUUCAAACUGAGCAAGAGCUGUACAAUACAUUCAUAGACGUGUUACAACAAGAUGGACACAUUUCCCGUCCCGAAUCCCUUUCUUCCUUCAAGUUCGCCCUCGCCCUGCAUGCCGCCGCUCCUCGAGUCGAGGCUCAUUUCCAAUACUACAAUACUUCGGUGCAACCACGUCUAAUGGCGGCGCAGGACGCUGUUUGUCCAGUGUGGGUCUAUUUGGAUGGCCAGCAGUACUGUUCGCCCGAGCUGGAUCGUGCUCAGCAGGCAGUGUCCCUCCCAGACGGUACCGAACAACUCCCUUUCGAUCGUGUCCUUGGUUCGAACCCUGGUGGCCCGGCUUCGAUCCUUUAUGCGGACAUCACACAUCCACUCUUUGGCCAAUUCCACCAUGUCGUUAGCCAGACCGCCCGCGAAGGAAGGUCCACGUACAGACUCCGCUACAGACCUUCGGCUGUUGCCGACAGCAAACCUCUGUUUGUCAGCGGGUAUGGAGUGGAACUGGUGCUCAAGCGGACAGACUAUAUCGUGAUCGAUGAUCGGGAUUCUUCAACACCUGAAUCACCCAAUGCGGACGAUAUAUCCCUGCAGAAGGCAAAAGACGACGAUAUCUCAGAUCUGAAACCGCUGACCACCUCAGAGGUGGUCAAUCUCGGUCUGAACGCUGCCAGUUUUAUAGCAUCGAGCUCUGACCCGUUGCAAAGCCUGAUACAGAUCACCUCAGACUUUCCUCGAUACUCAUCCCUCCUCGCAUCUACCAAUGCUAGCAAAGAAUUUCUAUUGGAGCACAAAUCAAAUCGCGAACGAUUCUUGCCAUCCGGCUACAGUGUCUUUUGGAUCAACGGCGUCCAGAUUGAGCCUCGUCAGAUCAACGCGUACUCGCUUCUCGAUCACUUGCGACGCGAAAGACGCAUCAUCGGUGACCUCAAAGACAUCGGACUUACAUCUUCGGAAGCCAUCAACCUGCUGUCAAGUGAGGUGAUUGCCGAAGCACAGGCGAAUGACAUGCCUCAGAGAUUUGACUGGCGAGAUGCCAUUGAGGAAGACAACGUGUUGAUGUGGCUGAAUGAUUUGGAACACGACAGACGAUAUGCAGCCUGGCCAACAGAUUUGCGACAUCUAUUUCAAAGGGUCUAUCCGGGACAAUUGCCCCAACUGCGCCGCGAUAUACACAAUCUCGUUGUGCCAAUAGACAUGAGCAACAUCAAAGACAUCGAACUUACUGCCACGUCCUUACAGGGCCUCGUCAGAAGACUGGUGCCGCUUAGAGUGGCUCUGGUUCCGGCUGGAACUGGCGCGACCGCAGACAUCUAUGCCCGUGUGUCGUAUCAUCUCUUGGAUACAUACGGUCUGGCACCACUGAUGGCGUUCUACUCAGAUCUUGCCGCAGCCAAGAAGUUACCGUCGAGUCCAGAGAAGAGCUUCCAGAAAGCUGUCAAAGGUCGUCCUGUACGGGAGGGCAAACAACCGUUGAGCUACCACGACAUAUUAAGUUCGGAAGAUCUGACGCAGAGGAUCCAAGCUCGAAACGAUUAUCUGAGCCGGCUAGCUCUGAACAAAUCGGAUCCUCCGUUCAUCAUCAAUGGCGUGGUUCUGCCUCGGACUGACAACUGGUUCGAACCUAUGAGCUCGCGGCUGUUCGCCGACCUUCAACUAUUGCAGCAGGCUGUUUACCAAGGCAUCGUCCCAGAGGACGGCUGGAUUCCUCAGUUCUUCCUCCUGGAAGCUUCUCCCCGACGGAAUGAGAUAGUCUUUCCCCAUGACCCCAAGGACGUUAGAAUCGAGGACAUAAGCCGUCUGGCUGCCGACUUUUCAACCGAGCUUGACACUUUACCCCGGAUACGUGGCUCGGAAGCGACUUUGUUGAGUGAUCGCGCUCAUCUUUUGAUUGUGACAGACUUGGAAUCCGAAGAUGGCAGGAAACUUCUGGGGGAUGUUCUUGCAUUUCGGCAACAGCGUCCGGAAACAGACGUGUUGAUCCUGCAUAACCCUGCGUCAGCAUCACAACCGUCCAAACUGGCGUGUGCCGUCUAUAUGCUGACGCAAGACAACGGUCGAGAUUUCGCUCCGGAAGAAUUGCAAUUGAUCCUCGAAAGUGACUCCAGCCUGGCGGAUGGAACUCCCGGAGAUGAUGCAUGUGCUGCUUUUUGGAGCUCCAAGGUAGCCUUGACGCGUAGUCUGGGUUUCUUACCUGGCCAAAGUGGACUAUGGCUGAAUGGUCGAGUAGUCGGACCUUUGAAGCAAGAGUUCACGCUCGAUGAUAUGGCAUCGCUGCUUGAGUCGGAACGGAGAGAAAGAAUUGCGCCUGUAACGACCGCAAUCACUUCACUAGGGUUAGAAGAUCGAUUUUCCGAUGCCCUAGAUCUCGCCAAAGUCACCUCGCUUGUGGCUAGAGCCUUGAAAUCCGAUCUACCCGAAGGGUUGAGGGAAUCAGUACCUCUAAUCCGAAUGGAUCGGUUCAAGAUCUGGAACGGCACUCACACCUCGAUCAAGGUGUCCAACACGGAUGAUCCCAGUAUCCAAGUUGUUGCUGUGGUCGACCCGGCCUCUGAAAUUGUGCAACAGUGGGUGCCAAUAUUGGAGACCUUGUCGCAACUCCAUGGUGUCAGUGUCCAGAUCUUUUUGAAUCCCAAGGACAGGUUGUCUGAACUUCCCGUCAAGCGCUUUUAUCGUCAAGUCAUCAAUUCAGAACCCAGUUUCCAAGAGGAUGGGUCACUGGCGAUUCCGACCGCAUCAUUUUCGGGUGUGCCGAAAGACACGUUGUUCAACCUCGGGAUGAUUGUGCCUCCGUCAUGGCUGGUGGCACCGAAAGAGUCAAUCCAUGACCUCGACAACAUCAAGCUCAGCAAUCUAGCCGACGGGGAGAACAUCGAUGCACUGUACGAAUUGGAAUAUAUUUUGAUUGAAGGUCAUGCUCGAGACGUGACCGUUGGCCCACCACCGCGCGGUGUUCAGUUAUUGCUUGGAACGGAGCAGGAACCACAUUUCACCGACACCAUCGUGAUGGCCAAUCUGGGAUAUUUCCAAUUUAAGGCGAAGCCGGGACAUUGGCAGAUCUCACUGAAACCCGGCAGAUCUUCCAAAAUCUUCCAACUGGACAGUGUCGGACCAAAUGGAUAUGCUCCUCAGCCGGGUGAUGAGACCACGUCCGUGGCACUUUUGUCAUUCCAAGGCCUGACAUUGUUCCCUCGUUUGUCGCGGCGACCCGGUAUGGAAGAAGAAGAUGUGUUGGAGUCUUCGGGUCACGGUGGAGCGCUGGACUACAUCAGCAAGGGAGCAUCAUUUGCUUCGUCGGCGCUCUCGUCUCUCGGACUGAAAAAGACGUCCGGCAGCAACGCCGAGAUCAACAUCUUUUCUGUCGCGUCUGGACAUCUGUACGAACGGAUGUUGAACAUCAUGAUGGUGUCGGUGAUGAAACACACCCAGCACAGCGUCAAAUUCUGGUUCAUCGAACAGUUCUUGUCCCCUUCCUUCAAGGCCACGGUGCCCAUCCUCGCCGAGCAUUACGGAUUUGAAUAUGAGAUGGUCACAUACAAAUGGCCUCAUUGGUUGCGAGGACAAAAGGAGAAACAACGAGAGAUCUGGGGAUACAAGAUCCUAUUUUUGGAUGUCUUAUUUCCUCUCGACCUGGAUAAAGUCAUUUUCGUCGAUGCCGACCAGAUCGUGCGGACCGACAUGAUGGAACUGGUCAAGGUCGACUUGAAAGGCGCCCCGUACGGGUUCACGCCCAUGUGCGACUCGCGGACGGAAAUGGAAGGCUUCCGGUUUUGGAAACAAGGAUACUGGGAGUCAUACCUCAAGGGCAAACCGUACCACAUCUCGGCUCUUUACGUGGUGGACCUCAAAAGAUUCCGACAGUUGGCGGCCGGUGAUCGAUUGAGACAACAGUAUCAGUCUCUCUCGUCCGAUCCCAACAGUCUCAGCAAUCUCGACCAGGACUUGCCCAACCACAUGCAACAUACCCUACCCAUCUACAGUCUGAGCCAGGAGUGGCUUUGGUGCGAGACGUGGUGUAGUGACGAGAGUCUGAGUUCGGCCAAGACAAUCGAUCUGUGCAAUAACCCUUUGACCAAGGAGCCGAAGCUGGACCGGGCCAGACGACAGGUUCCGGAGUGGACGGAGUAUGAUGAGGAGGUUGCAGCUGUUAUUGAAGCGGCAAGAGGAGAAGAGAGAGAGCAUUCGACGACAGAAUCACAACAAGGCCCCGAUCAGCAUGUGGUGGAAGAAGAGAGGAGACGGGACGAGCUAUGA
Molecule: messenger RNA, 4467 nt
Organism: Capronia coronata CBS 617.96
Lineage: Eukaryota; Fungi; Ascomycota; Eurotiomycetes; Chaetothyriales; Herpotrichiellaceae
Exons: 2
Coding region: 1-4467 (1488 amino acids)
Cellular component (GO): endoplasmic reticulum
Molecular function (GO): UDP-glucose:glycoprotein glucosyltransferase activity
Source: RefSeq, a predicted model, not a curated record